UUAGGCAAUGAACUCAAAAUAUAUGCACCAAAAAAUGGUUCAAAAAGAGACCACUAGGCCUUGUAAAACAGAGAAACAGGGAAGAGGAGGGAGGCUAGUUCUAUUUGCAACUCAAACACUUUGUGCUCUUUUUCUUUUUCGUUUGCUUUACACAGAAAUCACCUUUAAGGGCACCCCUAAUUCUCAACAAAUAAAAUUGGAUAUUCUAGUUGCAUCAGAAAGGCAAAUCUUAUCAGAGUCGAAGCGUGAUGAGAGUAUCACGGUGAAGAAAGAAGCGGUCAUCGUAGCUAGGAAAAAUGUGAGUUCCGGUGAUGUCAAGAAGGAUGUGGGUGUUGCAAUUAGAAAGGAUGAUCAUAACCAGUCUAUACAAUAUCUUUUAACAAGACUUGUUGGAGGUGAAGAUCGAACUAAGCUUGAAUCAACAGGCUUUGCUUGUGACAACACUUCAUGGUCCAUAAUUUGUGUCACAAACAAACCUGUCCAAAUCGAUAUGAGCACAUUGCAAGUGUACCUUGAAACAUCACCAACGACCGAAAACACAACCACCGUUCUCCGGCCAUAUUCAAUGCAAGAAAAUCCUUAUGUAAUGAAAUACAUUACUCCGGUAACUAUCACAACCACAAAACCAUCACGGCCGGCUACUACUUGUGAUCAUAUCCACCAGCACCCGGCCGUGAUCUUUUCAACCGGUGGAUACACUGGAAACCUAUUUCACGAAUUCAACGAAAACAUCAUACCUUUAUUCAUUACAACCCGUCUUUUCAAAUCUCGUGUACAUUUUGUCGUGGUUGAUCACAAGCCUUCGUUUAUUCGAAAAUAUAGGAAAAUAUUUCCUCAUUUAUCAAGCCAUGAAAUUAUAAACACGGCUGUGGAUAAAAAUGUGCAUUGCUUUCCUGGAGCCAUAACUGGUUUAAAGUUUCAUAAAUUUUUAGGUGUGAACACAUCCGAAAAUCCACAAAAUUACUACACAAUGCCCGAUUUUAGAGAAUUUAUAAGACUAACAUAUAGAUUGAAAACAAAAAACGUUUUUCAAACACAAAAUCCACCCAUAUUACUUCUCAUUUCGCGCCAAGGAACACGAAAGUUUUUAAACCAAGUAGAUAUGGUACAGAUGAUGGAAAGACUAGGGUUUCGAGUCAUAAUUGCUAGCUCGGAUAAAGAAAUGUCGGAUAUUGAGAGAUUUUCGCGUGUGAUAAACACGUGUAGUGUGAUGGUUGGGGCUCAUGGAGCCGGCUUAGCCAAUGAAAUAUUUUUGCCCGAUGGGGCUGUUAUGAUACAAGUGAGGCCAUUGGGCUUUCAAUAUGGUGUUGAUGCUUUUUAUAGCGAACCUUGCCCGGGUAUGGGUUUGAAGUAUUUGGAGUAUAUGAUUGAACCGAGGGAGAGUUCGUUGGCUGAGGUUUACGGUCUUGAUCAUCCAAUUGUCGCGGAUACAGCUUCCGUGGCUGCUAAGGGAGGAUAUGCCGCGGCACGAGAGAUUUAUUUGAAUAACCAGGAUUUGAGAUUGAAUUUGAAUAGGUUUAGAGAAACGCUUGUUGAAGCGUUGGGGUUUAUUGGACGACAUAAAAAUGUUGACAAUGCUCGGUAGCUUGAAUUUUUCUUGUACAUUACUAGAGUUUAAAUUUAUAAAAUAUACGAUUCAAAAUAUGUUGAAUUCCAAUUGCUGUAAAUUAAAAAUAUUGUUACAAAGUAUGUAAUGUUGAGAGGUU
Messenger RNA from Erigeron canadensis, 1706 nucleotides. Its product is annotated as xylan glycosyltransferase MUCI21-like. The coding region runs from base 8 to 1585 and encodes 525 amino acids. Lineage: Eukaryota; Viridiplantae; Streptophyta; Magnoliopsida; Asterales; Asteraceae. The transcript has 3 exons. Gene Ontology annotation, molecular function: glycosyltransferase activity. The record is from RefSeq and is a predicted model, not a curated record.